Molecule: messenger RNA, 3004 nt
Organism: Dryobates pubescens (Downy woodpecker)
Lineage: Eukaryota; Metazoa; Chordata; Aves; Piciformes; Picidae
Gene: GLRA2
Product: glycine receptor alpha 2
Exons: 9
Coding region: 278-1636 (452 amino acids)
Biological process (GO): chemical synaptic transmission; regulation of membrane potential; chloride transmembrane transport
Cellular component (GO): plasma membrane; neuron projection; postsynaptic membrane
Molecular function (GO): glycine binding; extracellularly glycine-gated chloride channel activity; transmembrane signaling receptor activity
Source: RefSeq, a predicted model, not a curated record
ACGCUCCGUCACCAAAAGCAAGGCCAGGUCUGAUGCUUUGUCUCUUCUGUGCUGGCUGCUGGAGAUGAGCCUAGGCUUGACCUGACCAUGAUUCCAAGGACUGGCACUUCCUUUUUACCCCCAGUUUGUAGAGAUCCAGACCUUCUCUUCCUGAUUGUCAAGAAAAUUAAAUUACUGCUGAAUCUGGGAAUCUAGGCAGCACCAGCUUACUUUCCCCCUGCAUCUCUCUGGAAUCGUUUCUGGGAUAUUUUCCAAAUCAUCACAGAAAGCAGGAGGAAUGAACCGGCAGCUAGUGAAAAUUUUGACAACCUUGUUUGCAUUUUUCUUAGAGACAAACCACUUCAGGGCGACUUUCUGUAAAGAACAUGAUUCAAGAUCUGGAAAAUCCCCCUCACAGACCCUGUCUCCUUCAGAUUUUUUGGACAAAUUAAUGGGAAGGACAUCGGGGUAUGAUGCUAGAAUCAGACCAAAUUUUAAAGGUCCUCCUGUAAAUGUUACCUGCAACAUAUUUAUCAACAGCUUUGGUUCAAUAGCAGAAACUACAAUGGACUACAGAGUGAACAUUUUUUUGCGACAGCAGUGGAACGACUCGCGGCUGGCUUACAGUGAAUAUCCUGACGACUCCUUGGACUUGGACCCCUCCAUGCUGGACUCGAUUUGGAAGCCAGAUUUAUUCUUUGCCAAUGAGAAGGGAGCAAAUUUCCACGAUGUCACCACAGACAACAAGUUGCUGAGGAUUUCCAAAACUGGGAAAGUGUUGUACAGCAUCAGGCUUACUUUAACCUUAUCCUGUCCCAUGGACUUGAAGAAUUUCCCUAUGGAUGUACAGACAUGUACAAUGCAGCUAGAGAGCUUUGGCUACACUAUGAAUGAUUUGAUAUUUGAGUGGCUAAGUGAUGGACCUGUGCAAGUUGCAGAGGGUUUGACCUUGCCACAGUUUAUUCUGAAGGAAGAUAAAGAACUUGGUUACUGCACCAAGCAUUACAACACUGGGAAGUUUACAUGCAUUGAAGUCAAGUUUCAUUUGGAGCGUCAGAUGGGAUACUAUUUAAUCCAGAUGUACAUUCCUAGCCUGCUGAUUGUCAUUUUGUCCUGGGUUUCUUUCUGGAUCAACAUGGAUGCUGCUCCAGCUAGAGUCGCUCUGGGCAUCACCACAGUUCUGACAAUGACCACGCAAAGCUCGGGAUCCAGAGCUUCCCUCCCAAAAGUCUCCUAUGUGAAAGCUAUUGACAUCUGGAUGGCUGUGUGCCUUCUCUUUGUCUUUGCUGCGCUGCUGGAAUACGCAGCAGUCAACUUUGUGUCGCGGCAGCACAAGGAGUUCCUGAGGCUGCGGAGGAGGCAGCGGAGACAGAACAAGGAGGACGAAGUUGCUCGCGACAGCCGAUUCAACUUCAGCGGCUACGGCAUGGGGCACUGCCUGCAGGUGAAGGACGGCACCGCGGUCAAGGCUGCCGCCCCCAACCCGCCCCCAGCGGCACCCAAGGACGCGGAGUCCAUCAAGAAGAAGUUUGUUGACCGUGCCAAAAGGAUCGACACCAUCUCCCGCGCCGCCUUCCCCCUCGCCUUCCUCAUCUUCAACAUCUUCUACUGGAUCACCUACAAGAUCAUUCGCCACGAGGACAUCCACAAGAAGUAGGCAGCUGGGGGCCACCAGGACUGCUGAGCCGGAGGGAGCCACCUGUACAUACCCAGGGGGGUGUCUGUCUGUCCCUUGGACCCAGGCUUUCUUUCCCCCCACACCCAGGGUGCUGAGGAGAAGUGCAGAGGGUAAAGCAAUUGCAUGGGAAACGUGAGGCCAGCCAACGAGGGUCCCCUCUGUGUGCUCUCAGUUCUGUUCUUCCAGGCUCAGCAUCAAUCAGGCAUCUCCAGAUGCGGCCAAAUUGCACCCAGCUUUGUCACCAGGCUCUCACCUCCUAAAGCAGAAGGGAGGCAGAACCCAAACAGCCCUCCUGAGACGUCCACCAGAGACUGGGGUGGCUACAGUGGGGUGAGCUGCAAGAGGACCAAACCUUUCAGGAUACUGUUGCCUUUCUGUCAUCCCAAACAAGUCUACUGAGCUGCAUUCCAUGACCAUCUCUGUAGUUAGUGGUUUCACCAGGGCGUCCUUUUGUGGGUUGUAAAUUAUUUCUACUGACAGGGAAGAGGGAAAGGCAAAAGGAAAACAAAAGCUCUUUCUCCUUUGCUGUCCUGCUGUGCUCUGAGUAUUGCCCUGCUGCCCCGGCCCUGCGCCCCGGGGCGGGGCUCCUGUGCUCUGUGAUUUCUUUGCUAGCUCUCACCCCGCCGGCAGCGAGGCUGCUGCUCUCCUUUCCUUGGCAGGCAGGGCACUCACUGCCUUUGCUCUCUGCCGAUUCUCCACGCAGCUCCAGGUGCCAAACUGUACUUUCCCUGUCGUGCUGCCCUGCACCACUCCGCUUGGCAAGGACCUGCUCUCCUCCUGCCGUAGCUCCGUCCUGCCUCGAGUUUUCGUUCCGCUGCCAGGGUAGCUGCAGUCCAUAGCUCCGCAGGCAAACACCACUCCCGGGCAGACCUUGGUUUCUGCCUUGACUCCAAGUGGCUGUCGUCUGAAAUGUCAUUCCUUAACCUGAGAGUUUUAAACUGUACCGUGAUGUGCCGGAUCUGCGUGGUUCGGUCCUCGCUCUGUGUUUUAAAGUAGAACAUGACAAAAAAGAAGUACAAAAAGCAGCCAGAGAUGGUAUUUUUGCUUACACAGAAGACAACCUGUACCAUAAGAGGGAUCCAACGCUGGCAUUUUAACAUAGCUGUAAAAGGGUUUAUUAAGAAACAAAAGGUAUUUGUUCAAUUUCAAUAAAGCUAAAUGUGGUACUACCAGGUCCUCACUCUUCCCUUCAUUGGCAGCAGCCAGACUGCUCCUGCCGGGGCCCAGCCCUGCCCCAGCACAAAGGAGCUGAGAAGCAGCCUCCUGCUGCCCAGGCUUGGGCACAUCCUGCUGGCUGUCCUGCAGCAGUGGGGCUGUUGCUGGGAAGGUGUUUAGGGCAUGACAGCA